Drosophila miranda is the source of this 1331-nucleotide messenger RNA. Its product is annotated as kinesin-like protein Klp61F. Gene Ontology annotation, biological process: mitotic spindle assembly; microtubule-based movement. The coding region runs from base 1 to 1263 and encodes 420 amino acids. The transcript has 3 exons. NCBI's taxonomy places the organism in Eukaryota, Metazoa, Arthropoda, Insecta, Diptera, Drosophilidae. The record is from RefSeq and is a predicted model, not a curated record. Gene Ontology annotation, molecular function: plus-end-directed microtubule motor activity; microtubule binding; ATP binding. Gene Ontology annotation, cellular component: nucleus; spindle microtubule.
AUGGAAGUUGAGUUUACGAUGCGCAUCUCCUACCUGGAGCUGUACAACGAGGAGCUGUGCGACCUCCUCUCCACCGAUGACUCACCAAAAAAACGCAUCUUCGACGACAGCACAAAGAAGGGUUCGGUGAUCAUCCAGGGCCUCGAGGAGAUCACUGUCCAGAGCAAGGACGAUUUCUACAAGCUCCUGGAGAAGGGCAAGGAGCGACGCAAGACCGCGACCACCCUGAUGAACGCGCAAGAACGGCAUCGAUGGCGAGGAUAUGCUGAAGAUCGGAAAACUCAAUCUGGUGGAUCUGGCGGGCAGCGAGAACUUCUCCAAGGCGGGCAACGAGAAGGGGAUACGCGUGCGCGAGACGGUCAAAAUCAACCAGAGCCUCCUGACGCUGGGCCGUGUGAUUACCGCUCUGGUGGAUCGGGCCCCCAUGUCCCGUACCGCGAAUCGAAGCUGACGCGUCUGCUGCAGGAGUCGCUGGGCGGCCGGACAAAGACCUCGAUCAAUGCCACCAUCUCGCCAGGGCACAAGGACAUUGACGAGACACUCAGCACGCUGGUGUACGCGCAUCGGGCGAAGAAUAUCCAGAAUAAGCCAGAAGUCAAUCAGAAGCUAACCAAGAAAACGGUCCUCAAGGAGUACACCGAGGAGAUUGACAAACUGAAGCGAGAUCUCCUCGCAGCGCGAGACAAGAAUGGCAUCUAUCUUUCGGAGGAGACCUACGGGGAGAUGACCAUGAAAAUUGACUCGCAGAAUCGAGAGCUCAACGAGAAGAUGUUGCUGCUGAAGGCCCUCAAAGAUGAGCUGCUGUCGAAGGAGAAGACCUUCAACGAGGUGAGCCUGAGUCUCGUGGAGAAGACCCAGGAGCUGAAGAAAACGGAGCAGCACCUAACCGACACCAAGGGGAGUCUACUGCUGACAAAGAAGGUCCUCACGAAGACCAAGCGCCGCUACAAGGAGAAGAAACAGCUGGUGGCCUCGCACAUGAAAACGGAGGAGACGCUCACGACGCAGGCGCACAAAAUCCUGACCGUGGCAGAUCUGGCCACCAAUGAAACGGAACAGCUUCAUGGCACCAUCGAACGGCGAAGGGACACCGAUGAAAAGAUAUGCAGUGCCUGCGAUCAGUUCAAGGAUCGCAUGCAGGACAAUCUGGAGGUGAUUGGCGGCAGCCUGAGUCUCUAUUUGGAGCAGCAGGCGGCCUCCAAGCAGCAUCUGAGCCAGGAAUUGGUACCCGUCUGUCCGUACGCGAACACCGUGCAAUUGUAGCCGCUUAGCACCUCUUCGAUCAGGGGCGACACCACCACCGCAUAGACAUCGCAUUGCUCGGACUCGGG